GUGAGACUAUGCCCGUGAAUUAUCAUCUUUGCCCAAGAGUCCCAAGUUAUGGAUAUGCCACUCUCGGACCUCGCCAUGUGAGAAAGCCAGUUGGCCGACGCAUACAUCAAGAAUGGGUGUCCGAGUUUCUCCAUCGCUGCUCUUGCAUAAUUAUCCUGCUGUCUCUUGGCUGCCAAGUUCGCACGGUGGACAGCAUUUCCUUUGUCCAACAGACAGACAGCAAUAUUGUCACGUUUCCACUCUUUUCCUGGGGAGGUAAAAAUAAAAUGAAAACAGAAAAGAGGGCGAGAAAUUGUAACGAGCUCUACAUCGUUAUUGAUGCGCUUUCUUGUUGUUGCUCCUGUACCAAAGACGACUUGACGCAUCAACCAAGUCAUUCAGCCAAUGGUCGGCAUUCAAUUCUUUUAUUUAAGGGACUUGCCAUUAUCCACGUCAUUGCAAGUUUUAAGACCAUUACUUGAAAGUUUCUUUGUCACCAUAAAAGCACUGCUGGUUUAAAACCAGACCACUGUUUCUGUCAGUGACUGGUAGAAUUUUGCACGGCUGAAUGCAGACAUUUUCUUUCUAAAACGGAGAUUGCCCAACUCAUUGAGCAUGAUAAAAAAAGAAAAUCGGUGCGUAACACGCGUUCCAAGUCUGUCAGAAAAGUGUUUUCGUUCCAUCGAUAGGGAGCUGGAGGAGGAUA
Messenger RNA from Aspergillus pseudotamarii, 685 nucleotides. RefSeq lists its product as uncharacterized. The record is from RefSeq and is a predicted model, not a curated record. NCBI's taxonomy places the organism in Eukaryota, Fungi, Ascomycota, Eurotiomycetes, Eurotiales, Aspergillaceae. The transcript has a single exon. The coding region runs from base 9 to 461 and encodes 150 amino acids.